Molecule: messenger RNA, 2607 nt
Organism: Neogale vison (American mink)
Lineage: Eukaryota; Metazoa; Chordata; Mammalia; Carnivora; Mustelidae
Gene: TMEM175
Product: transmembrane protein 175
Exons: 12
Coding region: 321-1817 (498 amino acids)
Cellular component (GO): endosome; lysosome
Molecular function (GO): potassium ion leak channel activity; proton channel activity
Source: RefSeq, a predicted model, not a curated record
CCGGCCGCCGAGCUGCUGGCGCCCCGCGGGUCCGAGCGUGGACGUCUGGGCAAGCGGUGGGGCUCCGGGCCCAGCGUAUAGCCGCUCCCCGCGCGGCCGUGUCUGCGGAGGCCACUUGUCAGGGUGCUCGGACCUGCGGGAGCGGCGCGGUGAGCCGCUCUGGAGGAGCGUGCCGUGCGGCCGCCCAGCCGGAGACAUCCCCGCGACUUGUUGAGUAAGAGGAGAGGCAGGCACUGAGCGUGACUCCCAGGUGACAGUGCUCUUCCUGAGGCUGGAAGUACAGGGGCUUCCUGAGAGAGGACCAGUGGCACAGCCCCACCAUGUCCGGGCCCCAGACCCCAGAACCGGCCCUCGGGAUACAGGGAGAUGCCCCCACGGGCGCAAGGGACGAGGACGCUGCUGACGGGAUCCAGCACUCACACCGCAUGCUCAGCUUCAGUGAUGCUCUCCUGUCCAUCAUCGCCACUGUGAUGAUCCUGCCUGUGACCCACACGGAGAUCUCCCCAGAACAGUUUGACAAAAGUAUACAGAAACUUCUGGCAACCAGGAUUGCUGUUUAUCUGAUGACGUUUCUCAUCGUGACUGUGGCCUGGGCGGCACACACAAGACUGUUCCAGGUUGUUGGGAAAAUAGAUGACACGCUUGCUUUGCUUAACCUGGCCUGCAUGAUGACCAUCACCUUCCUACCGUUCACUUUUUCCUUAAUGGUGACCUUCCCUGAGGUGCCUCUAGGCAUCUUCUUGUUCUGUAUGUGUGUGAUCACCAUCGGGGCCGUGCAGGCGCUGAUCGUUGUGUAUGCGUUCCACUUCCCCCACCUCCUGAACCCCCAGAUAGAGAGCUCCACCCACAGGGCUCUCUACCGGCAGCAUAUCCUGGGCAUCGUCCUUAGGGGCCCAGCGCUGUGCUUCGUGGCCGCCGGCUUCUCCUUGUUCUUCUACCCCUUGUCGUACCUGCUGAUGGCGACGGUCAUCUUCCUCCCCUACGUCAGCAAGGUUUCCAGCUGGUGCAAGGGCAGGCUUGUGGGUCCCCAGGAGCCCCCAGCUCACAGCAUGGAGUUCUUCACUUUUGACCUGCACGAACCUCUCAGCAAGGAGCGGGUGGAGGCCUUCAGUGAUGGGGUCUAUGCCAUCGUCGCCACACUCCUCAUUCUGGACAUCUGCGAGGACAACGUGCCGGACCCCAGGGACGUGAAGGAGAAGUUCCACGGGAGCCUGGUGGCAGCACUGAGCGUGUACGGGCCACACUUCCUGGCCUACUUCGGUUCCUUUGCCACGGUGGGCCUGCUCUGGUUUGCCCACCACUCGCUCUUCCUGCACAUCCGCAAGGCCACGCAGUCCAUGGGGCUGCUCAACACACUGUCACUGGCCUUCGUGGGCGGCCUCCCACUGGCCUACCAGCAGACCUCAGCCUUCGCGCGACAGCCGCACGACGAGCUGGAGAGCGUGCGCGUCAGCUGCGCCAUCAUCUUCCUUGCCAGCAUCUUCCAGUUCGCCAUCUGGACCACGGCCCUGCUGCACGAGGGGGAGACGCUGCAGCCCUCGGCCCGCUUCGGGGGCCAGGAGCACGCGUUCAUGUUUGCCAAGCUUGCACUGUACCCCUGUGCCAGCCUGCUGGCCUUCGCGUCCACCUGCUUCCUCAGCCGGUUCAGCACGGCCAUCUUCCACCUCAUGCAGAUUGCCGUGCCCUUCGCCUUCCUGCUGCUGCGCCUCCUCGUCCGCCUGGGCCUGGCCCUUCUGUGUGCCAUGCGGGGCCUCGCCCAGCCAGGAACCCAGGCUGAGGAGGACGCACAUGCCCCACUCCUCCCUGCUGCCUGCUAGCUCCUGGCUGCCCCCACCUGCACUCAGCCUGCUUUUGGUUUGUAUCUUCAACCUUCUCUAGAGCCUUUGGUAGGUUUCUGCUUGUGCAGACAGUGCAACAGGAGAUUGUGUCCCGGUCUCUGUCCUAGGCCCACAUUCUUGCUCUUUGUGAAGCUAAACCACCAGGGUGCUCGCGCUCUUGCUGGGAGCCCACGGUGCCAGCCCUGAGUGGGGCGUGGGUCCCCAGGCACAAAGGACAUGUCAGCAGCACAGCAAUGGCCACACUGUAUUGUCCUGGAUAUAAAUUAUGCUUACAUUCAGGUAGUGACAAGGUACACAAGGGCCUGGGUGCAAGCCCACACCACCCCUCUGGGCGCACAGACGCACUUAAAUACAAAGGACAGACAACUACAGACCAGAACGAGAGCCAAGGCCUGCAAAGCGGACACAAGUGAUGUCACCAGGGACGUCAAGGCAGACACACGUGUGUGUGCUGGAGGCACGUGAUAGGGAUGGCCCACCACAAAUGGCCACUACAGUGCAUUUGUGUGGAUUUGGCAGAAGCUCGGGACAUGGGGCUGGUGGGGCAGAGCUCGGUCACAUGGCGCUGGCAGCAAAGAGCCAGGAUGAGUGGAGAAACAGGAUUCCUGGGCCUUUCUUUGGGGCCCCUGGAGCCUCCCAGACUGAUCCUGGGGCAUGUCUGAACCCAGGGUAGGGGAGGCCCAGGCACCUGGUCAGCUGGACGGGCGCUGGGAAAGGCAUGUUGAUCGAUGACAAACAGGUGAUUAAAGCUGGCUCCUCCCCACCGUCA